Molecule: messenger RNA, 411 nt
Organism: Klebsormidium nitens
Lineage: Eukaryota; Viridiplantae; Streptophyta; Klebsormidiophyceae; Klebsormidiales; Klebsormidiaceae
Source: the annotation of a GenBank genome assembly
AUGCUAUCGAGAAAGCAGGCUCACUUCCUUGCCAAGUUGCAGGCCUCGGAGUCGGAGCCAGGUGAAAAGGUGGAGAUCUUCAGACGCCCGGUGAUCGCAUUCACGCGACCUGCCAGGAUUUCAAGGGUAGAUGGAACUCAGGGAGCGCUGCUGACACCACGAUGGAAGGCUGGGGCCGCUCAACAUUCCGAUUCCGGGAGGCCUGAGCGGGUUCUGUGCACCUCAGUCUCUCAGUCUUGGGCCAAGGCAUCAUAUGCGCUCCGUCUUAUGCUGUGCGAUCGGCUCACCAUGGUCGCUGGACCCAGUGUGCCCCAACUCACAUCACAUGGCAGAAGCUUUCUCCAGGGCAAUGGCUGCAACAAACACCUGCGCCAGAAAGCACCAGCCUGUGCAAGCUGCACCAUGGACUGA